AUGGAGCCCUCAACCGCACCCACCACCACCACCCCGCAAAGCAAGCUCGUCGAAUUCCGCGGCGCUGAGUACAAUGUCAUCAAGGAGGGUCUGGCCCAUAUUCUAAAUCCUCCUUCCCAAGAGGCCGCGUCCAAGGCUACCAGAAGGGACCUCAAGACCGAAGACGAGUCGCAAUCCGUCUUUUACAACCCCAUCCAGCAAUUCAAUCGUGACCUCAGUGUUCUGGCCAUUCGCGCUUUCAGCGAGCAUAUCAUUGAUCUGAAGAAGCAGAAACAUGACCUGAGAUCAAAGAAGCGCACUCCUGGUGGCGGUGCAAAGGGCCAGAAGCGAAAACGUGAGGAUGAGGGGGAGCAGACCUCGAAUAAAAAGGGAGAAGUUGCUGAAAAGUCGGAGACAGAGAAUGCGAAUGAGCAGAUAGAAGUCGAGGUCGAGGUCUCUUCAGCUCCUGAUGCGCCUGCCGCCGCCGCCGCCAAUGGAAAGCAAGAAGACUCAUCCACGCCAUCCCACCAAUUCACCAUCCUAGACGCUCUCUCUGCAACAGGUCUUCGCGCCCUACGCUAUGCCGCCGAAAUCCCCCAUGCAACCAAGAUUGUCGGCAACGACCUCCUCCCCGCGGCAAUCCAGUCCAUGAAGACAAACAUCGACUACAACGGGCUCGGAGACCGCAUUCGACCAAAUCUAGGCGACGCCCGCGCCUACAUGUACACCCUCGGCCCAACAGAAAGAUUCGACGUGAUCGACCUAGACCCCUAUGGCACUGCAUCUCCAUUCAUGGACGCCGCGGUCCAGGGCGUCAAAGACGGCGGUCUGCUGUGUGUCACCUGUACCGACGCGGGAGUCUGGGCAUCGACGGGAUACGCGGAGAAAGCCUUCUCGCUAUACGGCGGUGUGCCUAUCAAGGGCUCGCACAGUCACGAAGGUGGUCUCCGUUUAAUUCUCAACGGUCUCGCCAUGUCUGCUGCCAAGUAUGGGCUAGCUAUUGAGCCCCUGCUUUCACUGAGCAUCGACUUCUACGCCCGGACUUUCGUCCGUGUCUCCCGCUCCCCGGCACAAGUCAAGUUCGUCGCUGGCAACACGCUACUGCAUUAUAACUGUGACUCCGGCUGCGGAGCCUGGAGCAACCAAUACCUCGCCUCAACAAAGCACAAGCUCGACAAAAAGGGUAACCCCAUGAGCUACCAUUCCCUAGCCCAAGGGCCAACCGCAGGCCCGCACUGCGAACACUGCGGCUUCAAAACACACCUCGCAGGCCCAAUGUGGGGAGGCCGUCUUCACAACCCGCAAUUCAUCCAGCGCAUCCUCUCCAUCCUGCCAACCCUCGACAAAAACGUCUACCAAACCGUCCCCCGAAUCGAAGGCAUGCUCACCACAGCCCUGGAAGAAGAUCUAGACCUCACCCCAUCAUCCAUCAAACCCGCCGUCGCCGCCGCCGCAAACACAGCCGAAACCCAACCCCAAUCAACCGAAUACCCCGCCAUAAUCCCAAAAAUGGACCCCUCCCUCCGCGACCCCUACCCCUUCUACUUCAUCUUAGGCGCCCUCUCCAAAGCCCUUCACUGCCAAACACCCCCCAUCGACGAAUUCCGCGGCGCAAUCCACUCAAUCGGCUACCGCUCCACCCGUUCCCACUGCAAACCAAACUCAAUCCGCACAGACGCCCCUUGGCCGGUCGUCUGGGAAAUCAUGCGCGAGUGGGCACGCCAGCACGCGCCUAUCAAAGAAGGUUCCAUCAAACCCGGCACCCCGGGCGCCGGCCUCAUGAAAAUGGACCGCACAAAACUGGCCGCUGGCACUGGCACUGGCGAAGCCGAAGUCGAAGCCGGCGAUGCCUGGCUCGCCCGUCUAAAAACAGACCUCCUUUCCGACAUCGAGGCUGGCCGCGACGUCUCUGAUCUCGUUACUAGAGUCGAAGCUUCGCUCUAUCGAUCCGGUCCUGAGACACGCGCAGCGGAGCGAGAAGCCGAUGCGAAUGCGAGUGCGCCACAUCCCAGCACGCUGGAUAUCCGCUUCGACGCACAGUUAGGUCGUGACUCGUCGGUUUCACAUACGAAUAAGCGACUGGUGCGGUAUCAGAUUAAUCCGCGCGCGAAUUGGGGCCCGUUGAAUCGGGCUUCUUGA
Messenger RNA from Penicillium manginii, 2118 nucleotides. Its product is annotated as tRNA (guanine26-N2)-dimethyltransferase. The transcript has 2 exons. Bases 1 to 2118 code for a protein of 705 amino acids. Gene Ontology annotation, molecular function: RNA binding. Gene Ontology annotation, biological process: tRNA N2-guanine methylation. The record is from RefSeq and is a predicted model, not a curated record. Gene Ontology annotation, cellular component: nucleus. NCBI's taxonomy places the organism in Eukaryota, Fungi, Ascomycota, Eurotiomycetes, Eurotiales, Aspergillaceae.